GUGGCGAACGGAUUUCCGGCAACGAAGUUCGCAAUCAAAAUGUCCUUGCCGCUAUGUCUAUUGCGAACAUUGUAAAAAGUUCGCUUGGUCCUGUUGGGUUGGAUAAAAUGCUUGUCGACGAUAUAGGGGAUGUGACUAUUUCUAAUGAUGGUGCUACGAUUUUGAAUCUAUUGGAAGUUGAACAUCCAGCUGGCAGAAUGCUGGUGGAGCUUGCUCAACAGCAAGAUAAGGAAGUCGGUGAUGGAACUACAUCAGUCGUUAUAAUUGCUGCUGAAUUACUUAAACGAGCGAAUGAGUUGGUUAAGAACAAGAUCCAUCCAACUACAAUUAUUACGGGUUAUCGGUUAGCCAGUAAAGAGGCUUGCAAAUAUAUUGCUGAUCAUCUGACGACUCGCGUAGAUGCGCUUGGGCGCGAGUGCCUCUUGAACGUAGCGAAGACAAGUAUGUCCAGUAAGAUUAUUGGAACCGACGACGAUUUCUUUGCGAACGUUGUCGUCGAUUCCUUGUUGGCAGUUAAAUCUACCAACUCGCGCAAUGAAACAAAAUAUCCUGUAAAAUCUGUCAACAUUCUUAAAGCUCAUGGCAAGAGCACUCGUGAAUCUAUAUGUGUUAAAGGUUAUGCACUAAAUUGCACAGUUGCAUCGCAAGCAAUGAAAACAAAAAUUACCAACGCCAAAAUAGCGUGUCUGGAUAUGAAUCUUCAGAAAGCAAGAAUGCCACUCGGUGUUCAUGUUACUAUCGAUGAUCCCGACAAACUAGAAGAUAUUCGCAAACGCGAAGCUACAAUCACCUUGGAGAAAAUUCAGAAAAUAUUGGCCUCUGGUGCUAAUGUGAUAUUGACAACAAAAGGCAUUGACGAUCUUUGCUUGAAAUCGUUUGUCGAAGCAGGAGCUAUGGCAGUGAGACGUUGCAAAAAGGAGGAUUUACGAAGAAUUGCUAAGGCAACUGGAGCCACUUUGACAUCAACACUUGCUAAUCUCGAGGGAGAAGAAACAUUCGAACCAUCAUAUCUUGGUUUUGCCGAGGAAGUUGUCCAGGAACGCAUUUCGGAUGAUGAAUGCAUAAUCAUAAAGGGGACCAAGGCACACAGUUCUGCUUCGAUAAUUCUACGAGGAGCCAACGAUUAUAUGCUUGACGAAAUGGAGAGAGCUUUGCAUGAUUCCCUGUCCGUGGUUAAAAGGACAUUGGAGAGUGGUAAGGUUGUCCCAGGUGGUGGCGCUGUAGAGACUGCGCUCAGCAUAUACUUGGAAAACUUUGCUACAACUCUUGGAUCUCGCGAACAACUAGCAAUAGCCGAAUUCGCAAAUGCGCUUCUCGUUAUUCCAAAGACUUUGGCAGUUAAUGCUGCUAAAGAUUCAACAGAACUUGUUUCCAAGUUGCGAGCCUAUCAUAAUAUGGCCCAGAAUGCACCACCAGAUGACCCAAAGAGUCAACUUAGACACUAUGGCCUUGACCUUCUCAAAGGAGAAAUUCGGGAUAAUUUGAAGGCAGGAGUAUUGGAGCCAGCAAUGUCAAAAAUUAAGUCACUGAAAGCCGCUACAGAAGCAGCUAUUGCCAUACUUCGUAUCGAUGAUAUGAUUAAGGUUGAACCCGAACAGAGGGGGGGACCAGAAGAUGAACAUGGUCACUGA
Paraglomus occultum is the source of this 1631-nucleotide messenger RNA. The record is from the annotation of a GenBank genome assembly. NCBI's taxonomy places the organism in Eukaryota, Fungi, Glomeromycota, Glomeromycetes, Paraglomerales, Paraglomeraceae.